ACGAUGCAUCAGAUAGUGCAACUUUUGUAAUAUUUGAAAGCGUUGGAUGUUUGUUGUUGCAUAAGUCCUGCUCCGAGAUGCUGAAGUUCUGUGAGAAUGUCUCAGGAGGAAGUGAACAACCAGAUGUGUUCAAUCAAAUGCUGCUAGAUAAGUCAUUUAUCUUCAAGGUUGAGGUUAGCACCGCAAGCUUCAAUGAGUUUGAACCUUCUUACAAUGUUAAUGACAUAUGCUUUAAUGACCGGGUCAUUGCAAAAUUUAAGGAGUUGCACUCUACAUUUUACUCUCCUCAGACUGAUAAGACCAUCGGAUAUUCAACCGAUGGGAAGACAAACUCACAAGUGAUUUCAGUUGACAAGGCCUCUUCUUGCAUAAAGAAUUUAAUAGUGGAUUUUGUGGAAUCUCAAAAAAGUCGUCCAACACAAUCAGGAGAUGAUGUGGUCAAUCUUACUCCCAUGAAAAGAAUGCAAGGCGAGUCAUCUAACCUUGGAGAUGGAGAUGAGUCCGUCUACAAGAGGAUGACGAUGAUGAGUUCUGCCCAGCAUCGCCGUUCAUGGCGGGUCAACAUUCAGGCAAAGGGCAAAGGCUUUGAUUUCAAGCUGUGCGCAACUAGCCUCUUCCACCAUUGCAACAAUUGCAGCAGCUUCUUCCAAUUAUCCGCCAAACUGAAGCGCUUCAGCUUUCUCAUCAGGCUGAGAUCUGAACCCGAGGCGUCCAGUCCCAGAAGAAUUGCAGGAUCUUCGAAGUCGAAACUUGUGAGAUUUAUUGAAAGGCUCUUGGCAAGGGGGCGGACAAAAAGUUCUCCUAUUCCUAACUCUCGCAAUCAAAGGGAAUUGUUUUCUCCGAGUUCGGUGCCAGGGCCAGGAGGCAUUGUUGGUCUUUUAGGCAGGGCAAUUUCUAAGGGAGAUAGAGAUGAGGUUUUUAUGGCCACAUUGUUCUGUGUGACCCGGCUCUUCAGGAAUUUCAGCACAAGAGGUCUGUGGGUUUUCAUGGUCCUUUUGAUUGCUGGAGUGGUGGGGUUUUCAGGCAUCAUAGAUUUCAGGAACCACUUCACUGAUGUUUGUUCGCUAAACCUUUUGGGAAGAUGAACAAAGUGUUUUUAACAAAUUCACAACUGUAAUAAUGAACAUGGUUUUGU
Cuscuta campestris is the source of this 1135-nucleotide messenger RNA. Lineage: Eukaryota; Viridiplantae; Streptophyta; Magnoliopsida; Solanales; Convolvulaceae. The record is from the annotation of a GenBank genome assembly.